UGUCCGCACAUAUUUCUUCGAUUUUGCUAUCAGUUUAAAAUCGAAUCAGUUCAAUGAAAAUCGAAUAAAAAUUCAGACAAAAAUCAAAAAACGUUCCAAUGUUCGGAUUGUAAAAUAAAUAGAAUAGUUAUUACAUAGAAAACGCGGCAGAGAUACUGUGGAUUGAAACGGGAAGACGACGCAAUAAAAAGUGCGGUCGUGAAAUCAAAUAACGCAAUUGUGCAAAAAAGCAAACAAAAAUCUUGAACAAAAAAAAUUCGAGUUUGAAUAAAAAUUCAAAAAUAAAUACGGAACAUAAAAUACAAACCUAAUACUUCUCUAUAUAACAAUAUUGCAACAAUAAUAAAACUAGAAAUUAAACGUUAUACGCUAACCCUACCACCAACAAUAACAAAACAAAAUCGACUGUAUUUUAGUAAAAAUAUAUCAACGAUAACAACCACGGGCAACAACAACAACAAUGAACACAUUCAUACGUCAUCAGUCGAAAAUCCUGCGCUGCGAGAAAACCUGGACGGCUUUUACAAAAGAUGGAAGCAGAAAGUACUCCACGCCACAAUAUCUGACCCGCUUUGCCUUGCGAAGACACAUCGGUGGCUCAACUAAUCCAAGUUUUUGGAUGGCUGGCAAUUGUGCCGGUACACAGAUUGGAACGCAGUCAGUGUUACUCUCCCGCUGGUAUGAAAUCAGUAAUUCGCAUCAUCACAAUCAGGGCAUCGGCGGCACCUCACGAAAGUUCCAUUUAACACGGCGCCUAGAUGAAAAUGCCUCUUCGAAAGUUGAGGUGACAGUCAAAACAAUGAAAGAGAAGCAGAAAGAAAAAGUGGAGGAGAUCAUAAAAGAGGCAAGUGCACCGGCCUCCACAAAAACCGUCCGCGAGCCGGUGGAGCCUGCCAAGGCAGUGGCCACAGAGCCACAGAAAGCCGUCGAAGUGAAAAAGUCAUUGGGUACACGCAUCUGGGAGGAAUUAGUGCACUACUAUCAUGGAUUUCGGCUACUCUUUAUUGAUAUAAAUAUUUCACGUAAGCUUAUGUGGCGUGUACUUAAUGGUAAGACACUUACCCGUCGUGAGAAUAAACUACUUUUACGCACCACCUCCGAUCUGUUCCGACUCAUACCGUUUUCGGUUUUCAUAAUCGUUCCAUUUAUGGAACUACUAUUGCCGUUCUUUAUUCGUUUCUUCCCUGGUAUGUUGCCUUCUACGUUCCAAACGGCCAAGGAGCACGAGGAUAAGCUGAAGCAAUCGCUCCAAGUGCGUCUUGAAAUGGCGAAAUUUUUGCAACAAACACUCGACGAAAUGGCUGUACAGCAUAAGAAGGAACACAAGAGUGAAGAGGCUAAGCAGUUCGCUGAGUUCUUCGAGAAGAUAAAAGAUACCAAAGAGCAUGUACCAAUUGAGGAGAUCAUUAAGUUCGCUAAACGUUUCGAAGACGAAAUCACAUUAGAUUCGUUGUCACGUGAGCAAUUGGCGGCGCUGUGUCGUGUGCUAGAGCUAAACACCAUGGGCACCAGCAACUUGCUGCGUUUCCAAUUGCGUCUCAAAUUGCGUUCACUCGCCGCCGACGAUCGUGCAAUCGCUCGUGAAGGUGUCGAAGCGCUGGAUCUCUUUGAAUUGCAGCAGGCGUGUAAAGCGCGUGGUAUGCGCGCCUAUGGACUGACAUCAGACAAGCUGCGUUCACAGCUGCAAGAAUGGAUUGACUUGUCGCUCAACGAAAAGGUGCCACCGACCCUACUGCUAUUGUCGCGUGCAUUACUCAUCUCCGACGAAACCGCGACAACGCACAAACUCGUGGAGACGAUGCGUGUAUUGCCCGAAGCGGUUGCGACAAAGACGAAAGAAAAGAUUGGUGAAAGCGAAGGUAAAAUUGAUAAUAAGACGAAGAUUGAAGUGCUUAAAGAAGAGGAACGAAAGAUUAAAGAAGAGCGCGAGGAAGAACGCGAAGCAGAAAAGGCCAAGUUGGAAGAGGAGAAGGCGCAAGAAACCGAAGAGUUGCUUAGCAAAACACCUUUUAUACGCGCCAAUAUGAUGUCUAACGAACAACGAAAACAGGCUGAAGCUAGCAAUAACAUAACGUCAAAGGACGUCGAAUUGCUGUCCGACGCUUUGAAAUCACUAUCCACAGAUAAGAAAAUGAUGGUUGAGAAGGAGACACUCAAAGAUCUCAAAGAGGAGCUUGAGGAUUACAAAGAAGAUGUUGAGGAACUGCGUGAGGUGCGUAAUGUUGUCAAGGAGCCAUUGCACGAGAGUCGCGCGGCGAAACUGCUAUUCAAGAAGGUGAAUAGCAUGAUUGGACACUUGGACAAGGUGCUAGUGGAUUUGGAGAAGAAACGCGAAGGCCAGCAAAAGCAUGCAAAACUAAUUGCUCCAGAAGAAGUUGAGCAGACGCCGCUGCAAAAUCAAGACCCUAUACAGGAUGAGGAUAUUGUACGCGUCGCCGAGUUGAUGGACACCAUAAAGAAGUUGCAAAAGACUUCGGAUGAGACGCGCUUGAAGCAAAUCGAAAAAGUGUUGAGCAAAAUCGACGCCGACAAAGAUGGCAUGAUUACUGUGGAUGAAGUGUUGAAGGUCGUGGAAGCGAUUAGCCGCGAAAAUGUCAACUUGUCAGACAAACAAAUUGAAGAAUUGGUCACGCUGCUUGAUAAAGAGAAUAUCAUAGAAGCGGAGGAACGUAUGGAGAAAGCCAUAGCGAAGAGCAUAAAACUGGCAGAGAAACAAAUUAAAGAUCAACAAAAGCAGGUGGACGCAUCAAAGGCGUCAGAUGAAUUGAAGGAUAUUGCGCCCGAACUGAAGGAUAAUGCAACGGACUUAAGUCGAGACAGCCAAAAGAACGUCUUAAAAAUGGAGGCAUGCAACGAGAAGAAUCCACUCUUGGAAGCCGCUGAAAAGCAAAAGGAGAAGAUACUCCCAAAAAACGAUAUCACUGCACAAAUACCUGCACCACCACCACCAACAGCAGCGACCCAGGGGAACCCAAAAGAUAAAAUGAUAUGAUGCGAAGAGGAAGGUGAUAAACCAAAACAAAAAUUCACAGAUCAAGACCGUCGGUGCAAGUAAAGAUGUGCUACUACAGGCGGCUAAUUCAAGAGUAACAUCUUAAGCCGAUUUGUCUUGCUUUUUUGUUUUAGUAAAAUUGAAUGGGUCGAGUGCAAGCGUGCGUGUGUAUGUAGUAAUGAAAAUGGUGAUGAGGCUGACUGUUUUGUGAAAGAAUUUAAAGGAUAUAAAGUUAUGUAUAGAGAAACAUAAAAUAAAAAUAAUUGAUAGUUGGAAAGACGGUUGGUGUUGCGGUGUAAAGGAGCGUAAGAGAGAUGGAGAGAAAGCGUGCUUGCUUAAAAUUUUAGCAACGGCAGCAAAGGUGGCAAAUAACAAUUAAAAAGUGUUUGAGGAAAAACCAAAAUAUGACACUGUACUUGCUUAGGUUGAAGAGGUUAAUUAAAUACGAUUGUUGAAGCAGCGAUCGCAAGCUUAGCAGAAGAGGGGUAAUAGCAUACAGAGGGGUAAUUCACUAUUACUUAAGUGCAAAUGCUGUAAUUUCAAGCCAUUUGCACUUAAGCGUGAACUAUUCAAGUGUAUAUAUGCGCCAUUGUUAUUGCCUUAGUAAUACAACAACAACGCUUUGGCGAUUCGAAGAUGCAAUGUGUGCGCCUAUUACGCAUUUUUUUUUUUUUUUGUUGCUUUCCUUGUCGGUUGCUACGCAAAUGAAUUUCCACUUUAUAACCAACUAGCGUAGAUAUAUUUUUAUUUUCCUUUAAAAUCAUUGAUUGCCAAUAAUUUAAUAUUUUCGACUGUUUUUUGUAACAGCUGCUUAAGUUUUCUCUUUUCAAAGUAAAAGUUACAAUAAAAAAUUUUUUUUAGCAGAAAAAUAUUUCCUUUUCAUUUCAAAGCAGAAAAACAACAGCAGAAACACAAAAAAUGCCCCUCAGCUGCAUCGCAAAAAUAUUAGCAAAACUUGUUGUUGCCUUUGAGAAAUCUCAAAAAACAAAGGCGGAAGUUUUGCGUAUAUUUUAUGCGCAAUUUUGCAAGCCCAUUUGCCUACGUCUCCAAAUCGUAACACCAACAAUAAACUACCAUAUACCAAAAUAAUCGCAACCGUAAGACGUGAAAAAAAUUAUUAAAAAAAAAAUGCGUUGACGCUGCCGCCGUUGACUUUAUACGAUGCUAUUGUCAGUCUGCGAGUAAAUAACUUCACCACAAACUGUGAGGCUGUAAAAUUAUAUAAAAUAAAAAAAAAUCGCUAUUUAAAAUUUGUUUAACUUUUAUGUGCAUUAUAAUUUCUUGUUUUUUUUGUAUAAACUGAAUUUCAUAAAAGUAUUGUAAAAAUUUUGAUACUACAUGUAAAGAACAAAUGAAAGAUGUAAUACAUAUAGACUUGGAAAAUACUUAUGUAGAAAUCCGAAAAUAAAUUGUCACAGUUGUGAGCAAUGCACAUGCAGCGUAAGAAAAAAAAUGAACAAGCAAAUAUUUAUGAAUUGGUUAAAAAAAACACACACACACUCAUACACUUAACCGCUAAAUAUAGCAAUUCGAGUGGUAACUAUUACAUUUAAGUGAAAAAUGGCGUGAUUUAGAAAUAGUUAAAUUGUUGAAAAACUACAAAGCGCAGAUAAAAUGUCGACCUAAGCAGUUUUUGUUUUAACUUUUCAAAUGCUUUAAUAUGUUUUUCCGUGCGUAGAAAAAGGUUACGCUUCCAGGCGCUAUUUCAAGGAAAUUUAAUCCUUUGUAAAUAUUUUGUGUGUUCUAAAAUCACUUUAAAAAUUGAUUCAAUUUUGUUUCUCUUACGCACCCUGUACAUAAAAUGCUUAUUAAGCUGCUAAACAUUCUGUAUAAACAUAAAAUUUAAUUUAAUGCUAAAAAAAACAAAAAUAUUUAAAAAAAAUUAGAAAAUUUUUAAAAACUACUUUUUUUUGCAAAAACAAAAAAUCUGAAAGCCCCUAAUCAAUUUAACUGCUUAAAUUCCAAUCUAAUUUGAGUAAAUCAAGCAUCCAAAUAAUUUGUUUCCACAUUUGUCUAAAGUGCAAUUGGACCAGCCGGCUUGUUUUUUAUCAGUCCGAUGUGAUAUGCCAAGGUUUGGCAGCCGCA
Anastrepha ludens (Mexican fruit fly) is the source of this 5077-nucleotide messenger RNA. It is a transcript of the gene Letm1, whose product is annotated as mitochondrial proton/calcium exchanger protein. Gene Ontology annotation, biological process: intracellular monoatomic cation homeostasis. NCBI's taxonomy places the organism in Eukaryota, Metazoa, Arthropoda, Insecta, Diptera, Tephritidae. Gene Ontology annotation, molecular function: calcium ion binding; ribosome binding. The record is from RefSeq and is a predicted model, not a curated record. Bases 461 to 2992 code for a protein of 843 amino acids. The transcript is spliced from 6 exons. Gene Ontology annotation, cellular component: mitochondrial inner membrane.